GGUGAAGAACUUGGAACAAGGCAGAGCUGCAGGGUGCUUUUUUUCCAGCCUCCUCCUCCUCCUUCUGGUGUCUCCCUGCUGGAACAUGCAGGCUCAUGUUCACUGUCUGUGGUGUCUAUAUGCUAUUAAGGUGGCUCACAUAUAGUUUACAUACAGACAUCUCAAUCAGUUAUUUAAGCAAACAGUGUUUGUGUAACCUCCAAAGUUACUAUGAUGAAUCUGUUCGACCAGUAAGGUUAAUUAAGCUGGUGGGGUAGAGGUGAUGUAAAGUUGACCGUACAGUCCUUAAGUUUACAGAGGAACCCCGUGAGACUCGUGCAGAGCCUCCCUCUUCUCUGAUUGGCUCUGGCAGAGUUUUUUGGUAGUCGGGGUUUGUCGCUGGCUGAGGUCUGCAUGCAGAAACACAACUCUGCCAGUUAGUUUGAAAGCAGAAAAUUCUCUUGACACCGACGUGCAGCCUGUCCUAUGCAGAAAUUCUCUAGUGUCAUAUUUCUGUACCGCAAAUUUAUUGCAUUAGUGAUUUAGUUUGGAACGUCAAAUAAGAUAAUUAUAUGUACAACAGUACUUUGGUCAAAAAGGUACAGCAUCUCCUUUUUCAGUGUUGACAAGUUGACUGUAUUCUUUUCUCAAAGGGUUAAAAGGUCCUAUAUUUUGGCUAUAUAGACCUCCGUACCGUGACUCUCUAACAUGGACUUAGUAUAUAUGUGUCAAUUUAAUAAAAACAUUAAAAAAAAAACCACCUUGGUUUUGUCAUAAGAGUGUCCAAGGCCCCUCUGACAGCUACUUCUGUUUGACCCAGUUUUGUAUCUGCUUUGUCCAUAUUCGGCGAAGACCGCCGCCUUUCCUGUGAUUGGUUCUCUCCAUGUAGAAGACCCACUUGUGAAAGCACAUGUUUGUUAAGGCUGAUGUCACUGCGGCUGCCCCGCGCGUAGUUUGCCUUUAUACUCGAGCGCAACGCUCGCGUGCAGUUUUGAAAAUGUGCUGCAGUUCACCUCCGAGUCGGGGGUGUCGCUACAGCUGGUAUUUGCUAGGACACCACAGGGUGGAGUUACCUCUACAUUUGUUUGGCCAUAUAGUAGGCUAAUCAAAUGCAUGCAUCUCACUUAGCCAGUGUUUCCCAACCUUUAUUUAACCAAGCCACAUAUUUCAUAUGGGAAAAAAAUUAAUGGCACACUACCAAACAAAGCACAAAGAAGUGGAUACACAAUACCUUCUCCCAUCUCGUGGAAGAGAAGUGAAUUGUUCUGCCUCUCAGUAUAUGUCACUGUCAUAGAUAGACAGAUGACCACGGAUACAUUAUUUGUAGUAAAUAAAUAAUGUUUGACUAAUUAAGUGAAAUUGGAUCAUUUCCCGCAGCACACCUGAUGAUCUCUAAUGGCAAGACACAACUGGUUUAGAAUCACUGCUAAACAACGUAUUAGCAGUUAGCAAUGUACAAACAAACUCGCAUUACGAUGCUCUUCUGGAAAUCACAAUCAUGGAGUCGAGUGCAAACUGACUAACUCGUGUAUAAAAAGAAGUUAACCACAUUUAGCACCUGUUGGUUAUGUCUUGCAUCAUUCUCCAUGCACCAGGAAGUAGCCGGCUAACUAACAAAAUGGACACAUUUUUUGCCCCCUACUUUAGGCAGCUUUGGCGGAGGUCUUUGCUCGACUGAGUGCCAUUAUUGUUGUCUUUUUUAAGAUACAUAUAUGCAUCAAUUGACUUGACAGCUUUCUUUAGUUCAUCAGCUUAAUAAAAAUGACGGUCAGAGACUGAUGAAACCUAAAUGGGCCUAAAAGAGAAAACGAGCUUCCAACUAAUUUGGAAUUCUUCUUAAAUGGAGCUUCACAGUCAGGGCAGAUGAGCACAAGGCUGGACAGCUUUCUGGCUUGAAUUCUUGCAUUGUAUGACUUGGCCUUGUGUGGCCUCUGGAAUUCUACCACACUCACCCCACCACCGCCUCUCGUCUCCCACCUCUCAUACACACACACACACACACAUGCUGUGAUUUAUUGCUUUAUUUAUUUUAUGCAAUACUGACUCAUUUCUUGUGCUUUAUAUGAUUCACAAACAUCAAAUUAGAUUUCUGUGAUAUUUGAUUUGGUUUUGGCAUCUGUUUUGCUUGCACUGCAAUCUGCAUUACUAAUCUAAUGUAAAUUGGGAAAUUUGCUUAUGCAAUAGUAAAUGCUUCAAAAUGUUUUUUUUUUUUUUGGCACCAUGUUUGGAAAAUGUCUCCUACUUUUACUAUGUAGAAGAAACAGUGAAAUACAAUGUAUGUGCCACUUUGUUUAUGCUAACCAACAGUUUCUGUCUAUGGUGAAUUCAUUGGCAGUGGCACCUUAAGAGAGUGUGCCUCUUCGUUUCGUUUUUUUUUUUUUUGGCCUCCCAGAAACAAGUUGCGGGGACACCGCUGUAAAUAGCCGUGGGUGUGGAUGGAGUUUGGCCUAUAUCGGGACUUGACUGAUUGAACUCGGAGUCUGUAAGCAGACGCUUAUUUACUUGGACCAGGGACUGUCUGUCACUAUAUUGAUAACUGGAGAUACAUAAGCACUUUUAAAUGUGGAAUUACCAGUCAUAUGGGCACAGUCAGGACUAAAUGUUUCAAUAAAAUAAAAGUAUAAAAUAAGCCUUUAAUAGUCUCUUUUUGGGGAAAUUCUCUGUUUAAACCACUGUGACGUAGACAAUAGUACCACACAAGAAAGAUGCUAUUAAAAAUCAUAGGUCCCCAAAUAUCUGUGUCCAUAAAAUUCAUCCAUAGGUGUCUGUAAUUAACUCGAAUGAUGUCAAUAGACAUAUCAGAAGCUUCCAAAGACCUGACAUCAUCAUCUGGGUUUUCCUAAAUUGUUUAAAGGCAUUGUAAUUUUACUGUAUACUGUAUUUGACUUUGAAGACAGAAGUGAAAAAUUGUCUAAAAAAAUCCUUCUCUCAUUAUUCUAGCAUUCAGCAAAUAGAAAUAAUGUUGGUAGUCCCAAUUGACCUAAAACAGGAAACGGUUUGUCUGGUUUCAUGUCAGACAGUGAAAACAAAAAUUUUUUGUCUUUUUAUAUAUUGUAUGUAAACUUCUGGUUUCACCUGCAUGACAUUUAUUUUUCUAUUUUUUCAAUUUAAGAUGGAAUGUCGCAUUGUAAGCUGAUUUAUUUAUUUUUUUCUGUGGCAUGUGUUCAUACACAGGAUCAUAAACAAUUGUUUAGGUUUUGUUUGAAACAUGUUUCAUUUUUGGCUAAUGUGCCUGAAAUGUACUCUUCUGUUGGUAAUAAAUAUCUAUCUGACUGUAGAGUUGGCUUAUGUUUAACAAAUGUAAAUAUAAAAUGUAUGUUAUUGCCUUUAAUUUGAUCCCUUCACUAUUAUGAGAGAGUAUUUUGUCUGUGUAUUGCAUAUAAUAUGAUCGUUAUGAUGAUGUACUUGGAAAUAUGUAACAGUGUUGUAAGGUAAUGGAAAAGCUAGUAAGUGUUUGAUCACUACUUUUGAAAAAAAUGGCAUGUUCACAAAAAAAGCACGGUUUUAGUUGCAGCAGCAAGUAAAAGGUUAACAGAAAAGUUUUUUGAGCUGAAGACGGGCAGCAAAGGGAAGAAGGCAGAAUUAAAAGCCUUAUUUUCACAUGGACAUGCCAUCUUGGAGUCCACUUGGUAAUUAUAAUCACUCUGUCAUUCGUUCACUCUUCUCUCUGUUGCCUACCACCAGCGUCAUGGCGGCGGCAGCCUCGCCCUCCUCCGGCCUCCUGCUCUUCCUUCUCACGUCCUCCCCGGCCUGGUUCCCGUCUCCGGGCUCGGCCUUUGUCACCGACUGGCACCACAUGACACCAUCAGCUCCUGUUGAACCUCACUUCACUAACUGCAUAUCCCGAGACCAGGUGACAUUCAGCUGCUGGUGGACUCCCGGAAGCUUCGGCAACCCGUCGGAUCCCGGCGCGCUGAGGGUCUUCUACCAGAAGCGAGUCAUAGACUCCCCCACCAAGGACGAAUGGAAAGAGUGUCCACACUAUUUCCACUCGAGGAGGGAGUGCUUCUUUGACAGAAACCACACAACUAUUUGGACCACCUACUGCUUGCAACUGCGCAGCCGAGACAACAUCACCUAUUUCAACACGGACGACUGCUUCACUGUGGAAAACAUUGUACGUCCUGACCCUCCAGUGUCUCUCAACUGGACCUGCCUGAACGUGAGUCCCUCCGGGCAAAGUUACGACGUCGUGGUGACGUGGGAGCCGCCCCCCUCUGCAGAUGUCGCAGUUGGCUGGAUGCACAUAGUCUACGAGGUCCAGUACAGAGAGAUGAACAGCACCAACUGGGAGGCACUGGAGGUUCAGCUGCAGCCUCAAACCCAGCAGACAAUCUAUGGACUCCAUGUAGGAAAAGUAUACGAGGUGCACAUCCGCUGCAGGAUGAAGGCCUUCACCAAGUUCGGAGACUUCAGUGAAUCUGUCUUUAUUGAAGUGUCCAAGAUUCCCAGCAAAGAUUCAUUUUCUCUGCUCACAUUAGUUAUUGUUUUGGGAGUUGUGGCCGCCGUCAUACUCAUUAUGUGGAUUGUUGUCUCACAGCAGCACAGAUUAAUGGUAAUUCUGUUGCCACCAGUUCCGGCGCCCAAAAUUAAAGGUGUGGAUUCAGAGCUGUUAAAGAAAGGAAAGCUGAACGAGCUGAACUUCAUCCUGAGCGGUGGAGGGCUGCUUGGCAGUCCUAUGUAUUCACCAGAAUUUUACCAAGAUGAGCCAUGGGUGGAUUUCAUCGAGGUGGACGUGAAGGAUCCGGACACCGGGGAGAAGCAGGACGACCAGGCCUCGGACACCGAGAGGCUCUUGGGGGGCUCUCCGCAUGUCAGACAGCGAGCGGGGUGCUCCAACGCCCUCAGCGACCGCCUGAACAUAGACGACGGCGCGCUCACGUCCACGCUGCUGCCGGGCCAGCCCGACAACAAAGAAGCCUGCCUGUGCGUCGACUCGGAGCGAGGGGAGAGGCCCCCGGCGCCCUCAGGUCCUCAGACAUGGGUCAACACGGAUUUCUACGCCCAGGUCAGCAACGUCAUGCCCUUCGGGGGCGUGGUCCUGUCCCCUGGCCAACACUUACGAACGCAGGAGAGCGGCCCAGCCUCGAACCAGUCCUCGAAGAAUGAGAAGAAAGAUGGUGAGGAGGAGGAGGAGAAGAAGCAAAAGGAGCUUCAGUUUCAGCUCCUGGUGUUGGAACCGGACUCCGAGAGCAGCACCCGACAGAUUAUCCCCCCGCCUUACUGCUCCUUGCCCGGCGAGAGCUGCCGGUCCAUCGAGCCUCGGCCGGCCGAAGCCUACCAGUCGCCUUACGUCUCUCCCGACUCCCCGCAGGCGCAGCUCUUUGCCCCCGUGGCGGACUACACGGUGGUACAGGAGCUAGACAGUCAACGCAGCGUUCUGCUCGACCCGCCGAACCUCCAGUCGGCGCAGUCGUGCCGACUGGAGCAGCACCCGCUCAAAGCCCUCCCGGCCAUGCCCGUGGGGUACGUCACCCCGGACCUGCAGGGCGCGCUCUCGCCUUGAAUGCAAAGUGCUUAGAGCGGGAAGUCGGCUGACUCCUGCCGGAAGUCAAACGAAUCGCAGUGAGCCGGGAGAGGACUUGAACGUGCGCCCGCUGUCCUACAUCCGCUCCCCCAAAAAUGUAUUUGCUGCGCUUCUUGUUCUGUUUCCUUGCAAACGACAGAGGAGAGACAUUUUAAAGAAGCAAUACGCAUAAGUUUGGCGCAUAUCGUUAGAGAGUCGCCCAAGUCUUGACCUCGCAGAGAGAAGCACAGUUUCCCUGCCGCACAAGUUGCAAAAGAAGCAUCCGCUGUUGUUUAUACCUCUUAUUAUAAUCCACAUAAUUGGCACAACUUUAAAAAUCUACAUCCUUAUAAGAGAUGUAGAACUAUUAAUAUUCUGCUAAAACAGAGCAAGAAGCUAUUUGAUUUUUGUUAUUUUGCUGCAAACCUGCAUUAAAACCUUUUUUUUAUAAUACAGUGGACCCCCGCUUACACACGGUUCACCUAUUUGCGGAUAUUUUUUCAAUAUUUGUUUUACCGGUUUUUCUUUUUCUUUUUCUUUUUUUCCCUUCCUUUCUUUCAUGGACCCAACACCAAAAGCCUGCUUCUUCAAGAAUUGUUUUGGUUUAAAUAAAUAUGUAUGUGUAUAUAUAAUACGUAUACACAGUAUAUAUAGUCACCAGCCGAUCGCAGCUAAUAUAUACCCAAAGAAAUCACUUUCAUUUUAAAAUGUGGCCAAGUUGUGAAUAAUGUGGGGCUUGAGUGUAUACACACGCGCUGACAAUUUCUUUAUAGUAACUGUGAUAAACAAGCUCCAACACAUGGCAUUACGGUGCCUUGCUGGAGGCUGCUGUGAGGCGUUCAAGGAGACCAAGGAAAGUGCCAACGAGGCUGAUGACCAAAGGGAAAGCACAAUGCAGUUUAUGGACAUUUAUUGGCAGGAACGGGAUUUUCCCCUUGAUCCUGGCCUCGUUUAAUUUUGAUUUUACUCGCAUGAAUCUUACAUACUGUCCUUUAAGAAGGAACUGCAGCAACAAUACUUUGAAAGCUUCUGUACAUGCAGCACACACACUAACAACCAAUACCAACUCAUAGGCUACACACUUAUAAUGUUAUGUUAAUGUUUUCAUAUUCUGUAUGUUUGUGUCAAAUAAUUCCGGGAUGGCGACUGGACAGAGUCAAAAGAAUGUCAAGGCGUGUCGUUAGGUCUAACUAAACGCAGUGUUAACAACCGCUUUUGCCACGGUUAUGUGAAUGGCUCGUCAUGCCUGUGUUGAUGUAUCUUUAACUGAUCAUAGUAAUAAUAAUAUAAUAAUUAUAGGAUUUUUUUUUGUUUUUUGUUUUUGCCUGGCUAUAAAAUAAUUGUAAAGGCGGCAGUGUGUUUAGAUGAACUGGUGAGGCAUCUCUGUGCAUACAUCCUCGCAGAAUACAUUUAGGAUAUUGGUACACGUGGACUUAAAUGUAGUAGAAGUUGCAAAAGGGAAUUUGUUUAAAAAGCUGCCCAGUUGUAACUAUGCUUUUCUGUUUGUUUGUUUGUUUGUGGUUGAAAGUGGAGUCAGUGACAAGUGGAAAAGCUGUGAAAAUGUUUUAUAAAAGGGCUCGUGAGGUGACAAAUUGAUUUAUCAUUGUACUGGUCAUAACAAUAAUGUUGGAAAUCAUUUGAAUACAAUGCGUAUGCAACACAAAUUCUACCGUUUUUUUUUUUUUUGUUUUUUUUUAAAUUAUAUCUGGAACACAGAAAAUACAUUUUAUGUAGAUUUAUUUUGGUUAAUUGAAUACUCUAAAUUGCCCGUAGGUGUGAAUGUGAAUGCGAAUGGUUGUUUGUUUCUAUGUGCCCUGCGAUUGGCUGGCGACCAGUUCAGGGUGUACCCCGCCUCUCGCCCAGAAAUAGCUGGGAUAGGCUCCAGCACUCCUGCGACCCCAGUGAGGAUAAGCAGUACGGAAAUCAAUGUAGAUUUAUUUUUAUUUUGUCUUACUAAUCCCAAAUAUAUUGCUGUGUUGAAGGGUCAUUUAAAAGGGGACUAAAGCCAAGUUUGGAGGUGGCAAGAAUACAUUGUAUGUACCCCCACUUCUCUAAACACGGUAUUCUGAUUAAUAUUGUGUGUGUGUGUGUGUGUGUGUGUGAGAAAGUAAGUCUGUGGACUUUUGUGUCUGUGCUUGUGUGUGUGGAAGUGGUAGAGGGCAUGCAUGUCAGUGCAUGUGUGGAAGUGCGUGUGUAAGUACGCGUGUAGGUAAGUGCUUGUGUAUAUGUUUGUGAAGUGUAACUGUGUGUGUGUGUGUGUGUCAUUUGCAGUUUGCUUAUGAAUGAAGAGAAACACAAGGAUGCGUUUUCCCUUGUAUGGGAAAGAUUCCCCAUAAGUGAAAGAAGUUUCCAGCAGGGAAGCCCCCCCCCCCCCCCCCCCCCCCCCUGUUUGCUGAAGCUUCUGUUCAGCAUAGUGACUGUGAAUGUGUACAAAAUGGAAUAUGCGCUAUGUAAUGCAAUCAGUGACGACCAGUGGAAAGGUCUUUUCUUCACGCUUUGGGUGCAGACGUUUGCUUCGACGUGUCAAUCUACAGUAUGUGUGUUUGCCGGCUCACAGUGAGUGCAUAUGUUGAUUGCAACUUUUUUCUACGUUAAAGACACUUUAGACUGAGCACUUUGUGCACGUUUGUCAGACAGCGAAUUGAGAAUGAGAAUUUAGUCAGAUUUCAUACAAAAAGUAGGGUUUACUUUUUUUUUGUUUUUUUGCCUGAUUUUUAAUUGAAUAUUUCCCUAUUGAAACUAUGGGGAAAGUUUUUGGUUUUUAUUCAUUUUUUUAAAGAAUAAAGGAUUUAGGGUUUACUUUUUUAGUGAAGUAUUCCCCAAAAUACUUAAUUCUAGCAUCAUUGUUUAUGACUUCCUACUAAUGAGAAUUUAGAAGGAUUCAAUAUGACAUUUUCAUUUUCCUUAAAUGCUAACUUAGUUUAAAAAAAAAAUUUUGUUUUAUAUACUUUUUCUGAGAAGUGUUUAUACAUCGCAGUGAAAACAUUACAUGGUUUACUUAAAAUUGAUUGAAAAAAAAAAAAAAAAAGUCUAAAACCAAAUAGUUUUUUGGAGGGGUUAAUCAUAUUAUUCAUUAUGAAAAACUUGUGGUUUAAAAAUAGUAUUUUGUUUUAUAAUUUUCAACUAAAUUCUCAUGAAAAUUGAAUAGGACAAAUAGGAAUGAUUAAGUAAAUGUUUAGCGUAUACAUUCAGUAACAUAUUUUAAGUAAAAAAAUAUUCUAAAAAAAUACGACAAAGAAGUUUACAAUCAAUUUUUGUUAAUGGGGAAAUGUGAUGUUCUAACAAUUGUUUUUUUGUUGUCUGUUAAAUUCCCGUGAGAACAUGUUUAGCAUCAGAUGUUAGACUGACUAUAUUGAGUGUAGUCUGUUUUAUUUUAAUAAUUAGACAAUGAGGAACCAUUUAUUAUCAAUGAACUUCAGUUUUAAGCUACAGCGUUUGUGUGAUUGGAGUCGUGUACUAUGAUGUACAUAUUUGAUGUUUUGCACGGAAAUUUUAUGAUUUGCAGGAGGUAGAUCUUAAGCCCCUUUGAAAUUUAACACGUGAGACUCACUUCUCCCGUCCAAAUAGUAUUAUAUUUCACAAUUAUGCGAUUGUGUCAAUAUCGCGCUUUUGUUGGGUUUUGUGUAAAAAGCUCCGAUGCGACAGGCUCUCUGUGUAAAAGAGGCGUUUAACGUUUCUAGCGUUAAACUGCGAACAUUGUUGUGUUCCUCUUGCUUUGCUUUUAUUAUUAUUGUUUCCAUAUUUCGGGUCUCCAGCUUGUUUUGGGUCUCCAGCUUGUUCUUGGUCACAUGUUGCGCAUUUGGGCGUCCAACUUCGUGCUCAACAGCAUUUUCAUUCAAGUUCAGUGGUACCUCGAUUUACAAGUUUAAUUUGUUCUGUGACCACACGUGUAUCUCAAAUCAACUUUCCCCAUUGAAAUCUUUGAAAAUGGCAUUGGUCUGUCGCAGCGCCCCACAAAAUACCAAGAAGUUUGUGUCAUGUGUUUUUUAAUAAGAUAAAUAGCACUAUAUAUUAUUGUACUGUAUAAAAAUAUACUGUAUUAACAUAACUAAAUAGACAUUUUUUUGCUAUAAUUCCAUAGAUGUGCUGCUGCCACCGGUGUGUGCGUGACAUGGAGAAUAUCAGUCUUUUUUCACAAAGCAGACUAUACGCCUGUGAGUAUCGUUAUGCUCUGUGUAGGUGUUUGCACCAUUUGUGUUCAAAUAUCAGUUGUUUAAAGGUUUAUAACAACCACAAUUUAGAUGCUAGUUUCGUUUAGCUUGAAGCAAGCACACUUGGCAUCUUUUUUGAUGAACUGUUCACUUUUCCGCUAAACUUAUAAAAACUAAACGAGCUCAAAAAGCAAAAAAAAUAAAUAAACAUCACCUGAGCGACGGCUUAUAACUGGAAAAACUUGUAAAUCGGGGCACUCAUAAGCCAUGGUACCACUGUAACUUCUUCCAAGCUGCAAUUUUAUUUGGAGCACCGACUCAUGAUGAAUGCCGUUUCAUUCAAAGCUAAGAACAAUGUAGACCUUCAGUGAUGUGUUAUUGUUCUCUUUCCAGUUAAGCCUUGUCAGUGUUGUAUCUGUGAUCGAUAAGCUUGCAACACAAUAAAUGUAAAUAUACCACA
Molecule: messenger RNA, 10096 nt
Organism: Phyllopteryx taeniolatus (common seadragon)
Lineage: Eukaryota; Metazoa; Chordata; Actinopteri; Syngnathiformes; Syngnathidae
Gene: ghra
Product: growth hormone receptor a
Exons: 9
Coding region: 3581-5485 (634 amino acids)
Cellular component (GO): extracellular region
Molecular function (GO): hormone activity
Source: RefSeq, a predicted model, not a curated record